AUGGCUAGACCAUUUGCUAACACGAUGGCCAAAGGGUCAUUUCUUCUCUUUCUCUUGACCAUCAUGACUUCCGUGAGACCAACACAUGCGUUUAAGGAAUUUGAGAUUCUUCCUAGAAGUGAUUCAUGCCCCAGUUCAUACGACACAUGCGGAGGAAACGUGCCCUCGGACUUCUGUUGUCCGUCAUCCUCAACCUGUCUCGUUCUUGACAACGACACUACAGUCCUCUGCUGCCCAUCCGGAAGCAGCUGUGACUACAUAUCACCAAUAACCUGCGAUAUUCAAGAGCAAAAUGCCACUUCUUACCCCAAAGCCUCAGUCAAGACGACACUACUCGAUGAGAGUCUCCCAACAUGUGGCAAGAAAUGCUGCCCAUUUGGAUACACCUGUGAAAAUGACAGCCUCUGCCACAUGACAAACUCAACAACCACAAGUACGACUACAACAUCAAGUACUGCAACUUCAACAACUUCAACCUCAACAGCCUCAUCAACCACCGACCUCUCAGCCUAUGGCGCAACCUUCACGCCAGUAUCCACAUCCGUCUCCGCAUCCUCUCUAAACGCAGACUCGACCUCUUCUGCCAACUCAACAGUCACCAGCUGUCCAUCCUUCCCAAGCAAAGCAGUACUAGCAGGCUUCUUCCCAGGAGCCCUCUUCGGCGCCAUCGCUGCCCUCUUAAUCUCCACCUGCGUCCGCCACCGUGCCGAAAAGAAACACCUAGCAGAAAUAAAUCAAGACUCCAAAUCCACUGGACACAAUUGGUCCAGCCGAUCCUCCUCAGGCGCCGUCCUCGGAAUCUCAAGCCCCAUAGCCUCAGAAGAUGCAUCCUACCGCACAGACUUCCUCCUCCGGAACCCGAGCGACAAGCGUUCUUCGAUGAGUUCCCGGUCCAUGCGUUCAAUGAUGAACCGUUCUGGCUCUCGGGUGCGCAGUCUAUUCUCGACUGGUGUACCCGGACAAGAUAAGGAUGUGCCUCCGCUCCCUACCGCAUCAGAGCUCCCUGUGCAACCCGAUCCUGUGACGCCGCCUAGACAGCGCGAGCCUAGUACCGAGAGUAUCAAGGUGUAUUCGCCGCCUGCGGUGUUCAUGCAGUCGAGGCGGUUUCUAGGGCCGGAGCCGUAUCCGAGCCGUAUUGCGAGGCCGUCGACUACGUUUACGGAUUUGGUGCAGGCUGUUGGUUUUAAUGAACCGAAGGGAAAUCAGUCUUUCAAGGUGCAUGAAGUGAGGAGGAUUACUUGA
Molecule: messenger RNA, 1242 nt
Organism: Penicillium pulvis
Lineage: Eukaryota; Fungi; Ascomycota; Eurotiomycetes; Eurotiales; Aspergillaceae
Exons: 1
Coding region: 1-1242 (413 amino acids)
Source: RefSeq, a predicted model, not a curated record